This is a messenger RNA of Manis javanica (Malayan pangolin), 4585 nucleotides long. RefSeq names its product ectonucleoside triphosphate diphosphohydrolase 1 (gene ENTPD1). Lineage: Eukaryota; Metazoa; Chordata; Mammalia; Pholidota; Manidae. Gene Ontology annotation, biological process: nucleoside diphosphate catabolic process. Gene Ontology annotation, cellular component: plasma membrane. Gene Ontology annotation, molecular function: UDP phosphatase activity; ribonucleoside triphosphate phosphatase activity; GDP phosphatase activity. The record is from RefSeq and is a predicted model, not a curated record.
CGACCACAGCAAGCAGAGGCUGAAAAAAGAGCAAAGAGGAAGAAAACAAAAGCUGCCAAUUAUGGAAGAUAGAAAGGGCAAAGAUGAGUGAAAGGCAUUUAAAACACUUACUUGACUUAUUUGAGGGAUUUUGAUAAGGAGCUCAGAAACUAUGGAUUCUGAACUGAAGACAUUUUGUUCCAGAAAUAUACUCAUCAUUCUUGGCUUUUCCUCUAUCAUGGCUGUGAUUGCUUUGAUUGCUGUGGGGCUGACCCAGAACAAACCACUGCCAGAAAAUGUUAAGUAUGGGAUUGUGCUGGAUGCAGGCUCUUCUCACACCAGUUUGUACAUCUAUAAGUGGCCAGCAGAAAAGGAGAAUGACACAGGGGUGGUGCAUCAGAUAGAAGAGUGCAAGGUAAAAGGUCCUGGAAUCUCACAAUAUGCUCAAAAAUUAAAUGACAUUGGCACUUACUUGACUGAAUGCAUGGAAAGAGCCAGACAAGUGAUUCCAGAGUCCAAGCACAAAGAGACACCUGUUUACCUGGGAGCUACGGCAGGCAUGCGGUUACUCAGUAUAGAAAAUGAACAGUUGGCGGACAAGGUCCUGACUAUGGUGACGGAAAGCCUCAGCAGAUACCACUUUGACUUCCAGGGUGCCAGAAUCAUCAGUGGCCAAGAGGAAGGUGCCUAUGGCUGGAUUACUAUCAACUAUCUGUUGGGCAAAUUCACUCAGAAGUUGACUUGGCUCUACCUGAAGCCAAAUGGAGGCGAUGUUCAGGAAACCUAUGGAGCUCUGGACCUUGGGGGAGCCUCUACACAAAUCACUUUUGUGCCCCAAGACAAGAAUAUCGAGUCUCCUAACAAUGCACUACACUUCCGCCUCUAUGGCAAGGACUACAGUGUAUACACGCACAGCUUCUUGUGCUAUGGGAAGGACCAAGCACUCAGGCAGAAACUGGCCAAGGACAUUCAGGGUACAAAUGGAACGCUCAGUGAUCCAUGUUUCCACCCUGGAUACACAACUGUAAUGAAUGUAAGUGACCUUUAUGAGGGCCCCUGCACCAAGAGAUUUGAGAUGAUACUUCCAUUCCAGCAGUUUCAAAUCCAGGGCACUGGUAAUUUUCAGCGAUGCCAGGAAAGCAUCCUUCAACUUUUCAACACCAGUUACUGCCCUUACUCCCACUGUUCCUUCAAUGGGAUAUUCUUGCCACCACUCCAAGGGGAUUUUGGGGCAUUUUCAGCUUAUUAUUAUGUAAUGAACUUUUUAAACUUUACAUCAGAGGAACCCCCGUCCCAGGAAAAGAUGAGAAACACAAUGGAAAACUUCUGCUCUAGGCCUUGGGAACAGAUGAAGAUAUAUUUUGGUGACGUAAAGGAGAAGUACCUGAGGGAAUACUGCUUUUCUGGAGCCUACAUUCUCUCUCUCCUUCUGAGUGGCUAUCAUUUCACAGCUGAUUCCUGGAAGAAUAUUCAUUUCAUGGGCAAGAUCCAGGGCAGCAAUGUUGGAUGGACUUUGGGCUACAUGCUGAACCUGACCAAUAUGAUCCCAGCUGAGGAGCCAUUGUCCAAACCUCUUUCCCAUUCCACCUAUGUUUUCCUCAUGGUCCUCUUCUCCCUGAUCCUGGUCACAGUGGUCAUCAUUGGCUUGUUUAUCUUUCGCAAGCCUUCAUAUUUCUGGAAAGACAUGGUAUAGCAGGAGCAACUGAAAUCUACGGGCUGGAGUGAGAAAAAAACUUGCCAAGAAGCAGUUUCCUCCACAGUGGUGUACGAGGUCAUCCUUCCUUGCUCACCAAAACCAGUCUUGACCAGCAUGAAGUUUCCUUGGCUUUUGCAGAAGCCUUUCUGUGGGAGGUAUUCACCACUUCUGCCUCAAGGAUUUCCUGGUAGACUUUAUCUCUUUUAUGAGCCUUUCCCAAUGCCCCCAUUUACCUUUUGUACUCUGUGCUUGUAUAGAUCUUAAGGACCUGUCACCUUUCAUGUUCUUUGCUUUAUAUAAGAACAAUAUUGACUUUGUCCAGAAGAACUGAGAUUUCUGAGUCCUGUGCUGAGAAGUUGCACUGGCUGAGAGAAGAAUCUCAGGAACUGGUUCAGUUAUGCUCAUACAGACCCUUUUUUCCUCCUGUUUCCCACUUACUACGAAAGCCAUGUAAUAUCUUUGGAGAGGGCAGACAUUCCCAGCCUGCCCUUUACAUAGAAUUUUCUAGAUUAGGCAAAUAUGUGCUAGGACCAAAGUCUUGCAAGGGAAUUUAUGUACUUGUGCAGGUAAUAUAAUAUUUAAUCCAAUUCAAAACAGGGAUGUGGAUGAAUCAGAUAUUCCUGGGUGAGGCCAAAAUGCUACAGAAUGGAACACCCAGAUAUUUUUUUAAAGCUGAUGUACAUAUAGGCAUUCAGAUACUAGGGCAUACUUCAUGGUAGGGAUACAUGUCAGGAGGAAAAAUAUAAUUACAAUGCAGGGUUGUGAAAAUGCAUCUACCAAUGCAUCAAUUAUUGGGGUUUUGUUUUUUUAUUGUAAUAAAAUACACAGAACAUAAAUUCACCAUUUUAACAUGUACAGAUCAGUGGCAUUUAGUACUUUCACAAUGUUGUGUAGCCAUCACCGUAUCUAAUUCCACAAUAUUUUCAUUACCAAGAAUUUGGCUGGAGACAGGACCACCCAUGCCUCAGUAGGCUCAAACCACCAACCUUCAGUUCAUAGCCAAGUAUGCCAACCAACUGCACCACAAAGAUACUCACUAAGUUUUAAAGCCAUGCCAUAUCUUAUUGUCCAAGGGUUUAAUUUAGUUAGAGAAGUGGCAUGCCUUUCACUCUCAUGGUAUUCAUAAAGAUGUGUCAGGAAUCAGAUCUGAAAGUGCUGCACCUCCCAUCAUACAAGAAUAGGCUCUAUUUACUUAUUCAUGGAGUAUUUUGUGGGAGGAGCAACUAUGAACCUUAUCAUGGGAACAUGAAGAGAACCUGUACCUACUUUAAGGCUUGCUGUAAAUUACUUGUUGAGUGAUGAUGUGUUACUCUGGCCUUGUCCCAGGCUCUCCAUCCCUGAAUCUGGGGACUGACUGUUGAGCUCAUACAGGGUGGGGAAUGGGGUGAAGGAAAAGCUCACCUCAAAACUAAAGCCAAAUAUCUCUAUAUUUCUUGAAUAAUCAAGUCAUUUUUGACAACAUCCAGGUGAAUAUAAGCUUAAUAAUGCUGUGGACAGGGACUUUUUCUUUUUUGCUACUCACAAUUCAACUUGUUGUACCUUGAUAAAGAAUGAGAAGCCAAAUUAGGAAUAUUUAAACUCUUUCUAGUGGUAGUUGGUUAUAUUGUUAUCGCUAGUAUUUAUUGAGCAUUUUUUGUGUAUCAUGCUCUGUGCUCACGUGCAAUACAUUCAUUUUCUCAUUUUCCCCUCACAACAAUCUGACAGUAGCUAUUCUACUCUCACUUCAGAAAUUGAGGCUCAGAGAGGUUAAGACAUUUCCCCAUAAGCCUGAGCUAAAACUUGGCAUGCACUUAGCCAUUAUUUUCUCUCUCAAAUAUACUACUCUGAUUCCUUAUAACUUGUAAGCAUGCACUUAAUUAUGCAUAAAUACCGGGCUUAUGGGCAUGGUGGAAAGGCACAUAGAUAGAUGAUGUGUUAACUGAUGGACUGGAGACUUCAUAUUGCUUUAAGUCCAAAAAGGCUGUCAUGGCAACACUGUUAUUUUGUAUACUUUGCAUGGUAACAUAGGUGGCAUACAAGGCUAAUCAAGGAUUCCCAUACUCCUAAUUUCUUAAAUUUAUUGUUUGCUUAUUACUGCACACCAUUUCAAAUAGUUGAUGAUAAUGAUGAAAAUUAAAGGUCGUAUAAAUAGAGCCAAUAGCAACUCCUUUCUUCCUUAUGUGUGCAUAUACAAAAUACUGUCAUGUACAUUAUUCUGAUCCUAAAAAACCCCAUGGGGGGGUGUAAGUAUUAAUUCAAUUUUACAAACAAGGGUCACACAAACUAGUACUUGGCAGGGCUGAUACUCAAACACAUGUCUUCUGCCCUAAGUUUAUUGCUUUUUCUUUUCCCAACACUGCUCCUUGCAAGUUGAAAUUAGAAUUCAUGUUUCCUUCAAUAAACACUAAAAUCUUAUCUUAUCCAUUUCUGUAUUGCUGCCUGGGUAAAAAAAAUAAAAAUCCCUUAAGGUAUUUGGAAGCCAAACUGCCCUUGUUAUAAAUCUCAAAUGAUGGAGAUGAUCAGCAAGCACAACCUAAUCUAAUUUCUGUUGGAGGGAAAAAUGUUUCUGAUGCAAAUUAAGGAAUCUGCUUUGGGCCAUUCUGGAUGAGAAAGGCCAAAAAAUAUCAACUAAUUUUAAUAUUGGAUUGGCCACUGCUUAUAAGUGGUUAUCAUUCCUUCCUAAACCUUCACUCAAACUUGGUUCUAGUGACCCCAUUUCUUUAGAAGGUGGAAACACUUCUCCUGUGAACACAUAGGUGUUAACAAUCGGCAGUGGUAACUUCUGUAGAUAAAAGAAUUAAGUAACUUAAUUAGGCUGUGUGUAUGUAUGUGUAUGUGAGAGAGAGAGAGAGAAAGAAAAGUUUCAUCUUACUCAGUUUUUGAAUUCAUGGGAAAUAUAAAAUGAAAUAUAAAUAAAAGUUUUAAAAAGUA